Rhincodon typus (whale shark) is the source of this 1775-nucleotide messenger RNA. RefSeq names its product MICAL-like 1a (gene micall1a). The record is from RefSeq and is a predicted model, not a curated record. NCBI's taxonomy places the organism in Eukaryota, Metazoa, Chordata, Chondrichthyes, Orectolobiformes, Rhincodontidae. The transcript is spliced from 6 exons. Gene Ontology annotation, molecular function: actin filament binding. Bases 53 to 1762 code for a protein of 569 amino acids. Gene Ontology annotation, biological process: actin filament bundle assembly. Gene Ontology annotation, cellular component: plasma membrane; actin cytoskeleton.
UGAAGUGGCUGAACAGGAGUUGGGAAUUCCAGCGCUCUUGGACCCAGAGGAUAUGGUGGCCUUGCGUGUUCCAGACCGUCUCAGCAUUCUGACCUAUGUUUCUCAGCUCUACAACUAUUUCACCAACAAAACCCACGCUGGAGUUCCCCCCUCCAUGAAGAGACCUGCUGGGAUAUCACCAUCAGAACCAUCGAUCAAAAAACCAGUCACUGUGAGCAAACAAGUCCUCUUACCAAAUAGUCAUUCCUCAGAGGAAGUUGCUGAGAGACCUCGCUGGAAUACACUCAGCAGCACGUGUGCAAUUUGCAGCAAACAUGUUCACUUGGUGCAGAGAUACUUGGUGGAUGGGAAACUAUAUCAUCGCAACUGCUUUAGGUGUAAGGAGUGCUCCAGUACUCUGCUCCCUGGAGCCUAUAAACCUGGCUCAGAUUUGGGCACCUUUGUCUGUACGCACCAUCGAGGGCAAGUCACCGGUCGGCUGCAACGUCCUCUGUCCAUUCUACAAUCGCAUCAGGGCUCUGGCUUCUUGCCUGCACAGACACUUUCAUCAGCUAGCCCACAGACAUUGCACCAUUCCCUAGGAAUCACAGAAGGAUCGGAAGACGAUAAAGGCAGCCUGUCAUUAGAGCCAAAAGUAAACGAAGAGGAAGGAGUGGAGCCAUCAAACGCCCAAGAGGGUCUUUCCAUUUCAGUUAAGCAGUUUUCUGCAGCCUUUUCAGUCUCCACUGAGAAGAGCCACCCGAGCACUGGCACAGCAGCAAGACAGCUGGAGCUUUCCAACAGUUCUGAUUUCAAGGGCACAUCAGAGCCUGAAGUGGAAUCUCACCUAACAAAGGGAGCACGAAGAUCAUCAGACUCUCGUGAUCCCAAAGAACAGGCUGAGCAUGAGGUGGGCGAACAGCUGUUAUCAGGACUGGAGCCAAAACUGCAGGAGUCUCAGAACAAGCAGCAGCAAGCAACAAAUAUGGACAUGGGCAAUGCCACAGAGAAUGUGGUGAACAGCAACACCACGGGGACUCCAGCCAGCUAUGUCAGUGAAAGCCAGAACACAAACUUAGCUUCAGUGAACAAAACAACACCUGACGAGAAGCUGAAGCCUCCUGUUCCUGUCCCAAGGAAAACAGUUGACUCUGUAUCAUCACCCAUGGCAACACCACAUCCAGUGCCUCGACCAAGAAUUAGCUUUGGUGGUGGUGGUGGAACAAGUGAAACGUCUGUCCAGAAAUCGGAAAGCAGUUUGCUGGUAAAUGGAGGAGUGACUGAGCAAACUGCACCCGUACCAAAGCCACGUGACCGUCCGCAAUCCUUUACAGAGAGGAAAGGCGAAGACAACAAACCUAAAGACCAUCCUUGGAUGGCAUUGGUGAAUUCUGAAGUAAAGAGAAGACCCGCACCCCCCCGGCCCGGAGCACCCACCAACCCCAGCAGCACUCAGCAAGAGACCACAGAAUCCAUUCCCUUAAAUCCAUUUGAAGUGGAUGAGGAGGAGGAAACAAGCAAUGUGUCUGAGAAAGUGCAGAGUGCAGCACCCAUGGAAACAACUCCCAAAUCAAACCAUCCAUGGUAUGGCAUUCAACCAGCCAACAGUCCUAGGAGCAAGAAGCGGCCUGCACCCCGAGCACCAAACGCAUCCCCUUCAGGUGAGUUGGAUACUGAGUUCCUGAGCUCUCAGCUCACUGUGGGUUCAUGUUGGAUAUGUGUAGAAUGUUUAGAGUGGAUUAUGUUCCUGAAAAGAGAGAUUUUUGCAUACAGAGAUAUCUAGAGUGGCAACAGUA